AUGAAAGUUAUCAUCAACGGUACUGCCUUGGAGCAGAACCCAAAGCACGAUGCUCCAAUUCCUCUUUACAAGGAAGUAUCCAAAUGGGACCAUGAAGCCAAAGCCAAAAUCAAACAAAAGAUCCAACGCAACCCUCAAAACGCAACACCAACCUACGAAAAGGAAUUCACACCUUGGGAUGGUGAUACGGUAGAAGACUACUGUCAAUUCAGAUUUACUUGGAACGAACUCAAAGUCGGACAAGCCCUGAAUGCUCCUGGAAAACACCACACGAUUCUAUCUAUUCUCUCCGGUCAAGCAAAGGAGAAUUGGCAAACAGCGGUCUCUCAACUUCCAGACAAUCAGCAAACGACCCAACAGGGUUUCGACACAGCUAUGGAAAGUUUUGCCCUCUGCUACUGCACUUCGGAUGCUCGUCAGAAGCAACGUCGCUUCAUCAACAAAGCUUUGAGAUUGCCCAAGAAUAUGUCGAUCCGAGUCUUCUGGAACAGACUACUUUUCAUGUUCCGAUGCUACCAACAUCUCCCUGGAACUGGUACAACACCAACACCAGAACAUCGACAUGAAAUUUUGAUCCAAUGUCUACCUACAAGUGUCGAGAAUGAUAUGACGAGAGGUGACUACCGUUGGGACGAUCCUAACAAAACGGACAUCGAUCUUAUCAACUAUUUGACUCGUCUCCAAACCAUUGGUUUCUCGGAAACAAGGUCCAUUCCAACGAAAACAACAGUUACGAAGAAGAAAGGCUUCACAUUCUAUGGUCACACGAAGACCAAUGCAACAACAAGAAGAAAGAUCUUGCUAACAACAAAGAAGAAAAACACAACAUUGAACCAAUGGACGUAG
Molecule: messenger RNA, 846 nt
Organism: Cylindrotheca closterium
Lineage: Eukaryota; Bacillariophyta; Bacillariophyceae; Bacillariales; Bacillariaceae
Source: the annotation of a GenBank genome assembly